AUGGGGCGAAAACGGUAGCUACCCAGUUCAUCUACAAUUCGUCGAGCUUUUGAGCGUUAAAGAUUUAAGAUCGUCGAUGACAGUGAUGAAAGAAUGUUUUAAGUAGCUUAUUUUGACACCCUAUGUUGUCUUAAUAUUGGUUUCAGAUCAGUAUUUCAUCAUAAACCAACAUAUCUAAUGCGACAACAGCAGACUUCUCUUUGGGUAUCACGGUUCAAAUCAUUCACCAAUCUCUUGGUGUCAUAUGAGUAAAGAACUCCCACACUGAGAGGCUGUUGUCAGUUUUAAAACAAGCGAAAUCAUCUGCAACAUGUGCGUCAGAUAAACUAAUGAGACAGUGAGGGACAAAACACACGAAGAUACGAAGUACAGACAAUAAUACACACGACGAAACAUCGAACCAGACAACAAGUACAACAGGUCACAUAAAAUGCAAAGAAAAACAAACUAACAAACUUACGUUGCAUUGAUAACAUAAAACAAAAACUUAAAAGACAAACAAACUACUACCAAUACUGGAAAACUUGACAAAACUGUUAAAAAAAAACAAAACAAAAAGCUUACGACAAUACGAAACACGGCACUACACUACAUCGACGCCAUAUUUGACUGGUAAGAGAGAAGUCUGGUAACUGGUUACAAGGCUCCUUGCGCUCAAUGAACGCCUGGUUGAUUUCUACUUCCCAGGCGUCAAACCACCAUCUUGUUACUUUGUUAUUUAUCAUUUAUGCAAGCUGAGAGAGUCUUUUCCUUUGACGACAAGUCUAAUGGAGACAGAAUAGAAGUACGGAUACCGGAGAUCGUUGACCCUCAAUAUGGAAUGUUCACAUGGCCAGCAGCCCCUGUUCUUGCACAGUUUAUAUGGCAUAACAGAGAACACAUAAAAGGAAAACAAGUCAUUGAGAUUGGUGCAGGAACAGCACUUCCUGGAUUGGUUGCUUCGCUGUGUGGUGCACACGUUACUCUUACAGAUAAGGAGGAAUACCCUAAGUGCUUGGAAAAUUGUAGGCAAAGCUGCCGUGCAAAUGGUCAUGACUUUGUCAAAGUUGUGGGAAUCACUUGGGGACAGUUCACGCCAAAUCUAUUCAAGCUUAAUAAGGCUGACAUAAUUCUUGGUUCAGAUUGCUUCUAUGACACCAAAGAUUUUGAUGACAUUCUUGCCACUGUCUCUUUUCUGAUGGAGAAAAAUCUGUGGGCAAAAUUCUGGACAACCUAUCAGGAAAGGAGUUCUAGUCGCUCCAUUGAGGAUCUGCUCCAAAAAUGGGGGCUCAAAGCUGUCCAAAUCCCUUUGGAAGAUUUCAAUGCUGAUCAUGGCAAUAUUGGAGGCUCCAAUAUCUCUGAUUUACACACCAUACAAAUGCUGCAGAUAACAAGUCAACGAGCCCAAGAGAACUUGAAGACACAAGUGGAUAACAAGGCAUAACUGCUCAGACACAUUUUAUGAAAAAAAUCUCAAAUAAGGAUGUAGCUGGAGCUGGUUUUAAUUCAGAGACUAAGAUCCACCAGGAAAGAGUUACCAAGGGAUUUGAGGCUGUCAAGUGCAGAUUUCAUACUGUUGGUGAUCUCAUUUAGAGAAGUCUGGGACUACCAUUCUGGUCUUCAGAUGUAAUUGCUGAACACGAGAAUGAGGAAAUUGCUUCUUAAGGAUCAUGACAGCUCUUGAGGUGCAACUUGAUUUUAAGUUAAUGUACAGGCUAAGCAACCCACAAUGGAAGUACAGCCAAUUGACUUGUGUGUGCUGCUGUUGAUUCACUUGGUUACCAGUCAACAAAAACCACUCCUGAUAACUCCUGUUGCACUUGUAUGACAUACAAGACUCUUAGAAGUCUUAGAAAGGUCAUCUGUAUUUCUUUAGUUAUGCCAUAAAAGCAAUGCAACAUGUACUGUCUUGUUGGUCUAUUAUUUACCCGC
Molecule: messenger RNA, 1911 nt
Organism: Orbicella faveolata
Lineage: Eukaryota; Metazoa; Cnidaria; Anthozoa; Scleractinia; Merulinidae
Product: histone-arginine methyltransferase METTL23-like
Cellular component (GO): cytoplasm; nucleus
Source: RefSeq, a predicted model, not a curated record